UUCUGAUCGGAUCAGAACCCUGACAGGCGAACGCCUCUCAAUCCUAACGGUCUCUCAUCUGUUGUGUCCCCCAACGAAGUUUUUUCAUGUCACAAAAAAGUUUUCGGUUCGCCAGUAAGGUGCCAAACAAAAACCUGCACAUUGAUCAUGAUGACUUUCGUGAGUUUGAGCCAUUUGAAGGUGAAACUGACUUCAUACCGAGAUCAGUGCCAGCUGGAACUGAACCCCUGACGGUCGUGGGCGUCGACCUGCUGAAGGACUUCAAUGAAGCUAAUCAUUACACCAGUGAGUACAUGACCAACCUCCUGGUGGUGCGUCGUGGUCAGCAGUUUACCAUCAACCUCACCUGCAACCGUCCGGUGAUGCCUCAAGACGAUUUCCAGAUGGAGUUCCUGAUUGGUGCUGACCCUGCUGCCAACAAGGACUCCCUGGUUGUGGUGACCUUCGGUAACCGUCGUAGUGCUUCUUGGACUGGAAAGAUUCUUGGAAACAAGAAUAAUGUUGUGUCCCUCGGUAUCACAGCGCACCCCAAGGCCAUUGUUGGCUUGUAUCGUAUCUACGUGGCCGUCUCUGUGGGAAAUCGUAUGCAGCGGACCGAGAAGGACCCCAACACCAACAUUUACAUGCUGUUCAACCCCUGGUGUCCAGAUGAUGAUGUCUUCUACCCGGAUGACGCCGGACGCAUGGAGUAUGUUCUGAACUCUACUGGUCUGAUAUAUCAAGGCACAGCAGAACAUGUGGGUGAGCGUGGCUGGGUGUACGGACAGUUUGAGGAGGGUGUUCUGGACGCCUGUAUUUACAUCAUGGACGCAUGCCGGAUGCCCAUCAAUAACCGUGGUGACAUUAUCACAAUGGUUCGGUCUGCAUCUGCUUUGAUCAACUCUCAGGAUGACAAUGGUGUGUUGAUUGGGAACUGGAGUAAUGACUUCUCUAUGGGUACACCCCCAACGACCUGGACAGGGAGUGCCAAAAUUCUCCUGCAGUACCAUUCCACUGGUGCUCCGGUCUCAUUUGCUCAGUGUUGGGUGUAUGCCGGAGUCCUCAACACCUUCCUACGAUGCCUUGGGAUCCCAUCAAGGCUCAUCACCAACUUCAACUCAGCCCACGACAACACGGGCAACUUAAAGACCGAGCUCAUCUUUAAAGCGGAUGGCACACCUGACAGACGCAACACCAGAGACUCCAUUUGGAACUACCACUGUUGGAAUGAGGCGUACAUGAAGCGUGUUGACCUUCCACCAAAGUACUCAGGAUGGCAGGUGGUGGAUGCGACGCCCCAGGAGACCAGUGAUGGAUAUUUCCGUUGUGGUCCUGCCCCUGUCAUCGCCAUCAAGAAUGGAGAGCUGUGUCACCCGUUUGACUGUAGCUUCGUCUUUGCUGAGGUGAACAGUGACCUGAUCCAUAUGAAAAUUGACCGCUACGGCAAUAUGACCCCAUUCAAGGUGAACAAAACGUAUGUUGGAAAGCUCAUUUACACAAAAAGUAUGACCGGCUGGGGACCUGAGGACAUCACAGGGACCUACAAGUAUCCAGAAGGAAGUUCAGAGGAUCAGAAGACAAUGGAUCUGGCUGAGCAAUACGGAUGUUCAAGAGAUCACUCUGACUACCCUACUUCUAAGCUGUCAAUCAAUAUUUCAGCUGAAGCAGGCUUUGCGGGUGAACCUCUGAAGAUUGCCCUGGCUUUCCACAACCAAGGUGACCUGAUGAAAUCUGUGAAAGCUCACAUGGAGAUCUCUGUCACUUACUACACCGGAGUGGUCUCAUCAGAUCCCUUCAAAAUUGAGGACUUCAGCCUUUAUGUGGAACCCUACCAGAGCAGUACUAAAGUAUUUGACAUUCCACCUCAGGAGUACAUGUCUCACCUGGGCCCUAAUAGCAGCCUGGAGAUUAGCGUGAUAGGACAAACUGAUAAUGAAGAGGUGUCGGAGGUCAAGUCAAUCUCCCUGAAGCUUCCUCCACUGAACGUAACGUUGAGUGGGCGACCUCAGGUGAAUAGUGACAUGUUUGUGAUCGUUUCCUUCACAAACACCCUGAACUUCCCCCUCACUGGCGCCAAGCUGGCCAUGGAGGGAGCUGGACUGCUGGAGACCCAGGUCUACAAUUACAGGACCAUUCCUCCUAUGGGUAAAAUAUCCCGCAAGGUGGGUUUCAGACCUCAGAAACCAGGUCUCCGUACCUUACUGUUGGUGCUGGACUGCGAGAACUUGCCCGAUGUGACCACAAUGCUAGAAGUGAAGAUGAUGCCAUAACCUUCAUCUUUUCAUCCAGUUGGCUAAAUGGAGACAACAAGCUCUACAAGUUACAACCUUGAUGAUUAUUUUUCUUUCUUUCAUGAAAUCACCUGAAAUUAUCCUUCAAAUCAUCAAUGCAGAAAUCAGCCUUGUGUUCAGUUCAUACAGUAGUAUAGCAUUGGAGUAUUAACAUGUUCAGAUCAUUUAUCAGUUUAUCUGUUUGUCUUUAUGGUUCUGAUGAGGAUAGAAUAUGAACCUGAAAAAUUAACUCAGUGGUUAGAGGUGAUGAUACAUGCUUCUAACCUAAAUUUGAGUAUAAAUCUUAACUUAAAUGUUACUAAUUCCAAGCAAGGGAUAUUUUAAAUAGAACAUACAGGUUGGACAGACUCCUAAAUUAAUCUAUAGUUGUUAAAAUAAUCAAUGAAGAUAUUUAUAUUUAGCACUAACAGAAAUUACUAAUUAGACAAAUAACAAAGUUAUUUUUGUAUUGUAAUGAAACCCAUAUAAUCAUCUUCUUUAUUUUUACAUUUAAAUAUCAAAGCUGUAUUUAAACAUUAUCAACCAAAAUUAUCACUAGAUAUUUUUACUGUUGUAGAAAAAUACAAUAAGUUUAAUAACAAGUUUAGACAAGUUCUGUUAAAGUCGAUGUUUCAACGACUAAAAUAAAGCUCAAAAAGAUCAAAGAAACUCUUUAAAUUAAUGUCAGAAUGAGUCAUUUAUAAUAUUCAAAAAUGUUAAAGUUUAUUGUUUUUAACUACUUCAAAAAUAAAUAGGAAGAUCCUAAUUUGGAUAAAAUCACAAGUGAAAAAAAAAACAUUUGCUUUUUUAUUAAAAAUGUCCUCUAAUCUAAAGUCAAUUUAAACAUCAAAUUCCCUUUAUGUUGCCUUUUCUUUACUGUUCUUUUAUUUUUAACACAAUUUAAAGGCACUUAAAUUAAACCAAUUCAGACUCUCCUUUUUGUCUUUCAUUUCUGAGGAAAUCCAAAAAAAAAAAAACAAAACUGCUUAAUGUGGUGAUUUUUUUGGGCGUCAAAUUGUUCCUUUUUGUUCGGAAACUGAAGUUAUUUUCAGGAUCCAUCCCUUAAAUUUCUGCACAGACAAAUCAAAUGUGAUUUUUUUAUUUUCUGUUUACCAUAAUCUUCUUUUUAUAACAAUAAUGACACUUUGUACAAACAAAUAAAGCAUUUUAAAGACA
Girardinichthys multiradiatus is the source of this 3425-nucleotide messenger RNA. Its product is annotated as coagulation factor XIII A chain-like. Gene Ontology annotation, molecular function: protein-glutamine gamma-glutamyltransferase activity. Gene Ontology annotation, biological process: peptide cross-linking; blood coagulation, fibrin clot formation. The record is from RefSeq and is a predicted model, not a curated record. The transcript is spliced from 18 exons. Bases 87 to 2249 code for a protein of 720 amino acids. NCBI's taxonomy places the organism in Eukaryota, Metazoa, Chordata, Actinopteri, Cyprinodontiformes, Goodeidae.